AUGUGGAUGCCUCUGGACUCUGUGGAGUCUACUAUGGCAUGCAAAAGAAAAUUUAUCGUAUCAGAAGAGAUAUCGCCGCUCAAUAUUGCAUUGACGCUCUUAGUAAAGCUCUAUCUAUCCAACCUGCUAACAAAUCAGAGGAGCAUUGUCUAUAUUCUAGUGAAGUAUCUUGAGGGAAGACAGUAUGACCAAACGAAGGAAUUGAAAGUAGCGCCUACGUUAUGUGAGUUAUGUGAAGCGUUUCUUGAGUGUCAAGUCGAUGGGAAUUCGACAAGAAUGCCACCGCAUUCGAACUCCCAUGGAUUAUCAGCCAAAUUGGCUAUAUUCAAUCUUUUAGACCUCGCGUGGAGCAUUGAAAGCGAAGAGGACAUGCAUCUCCAGAUCAAUGAAGCAAAUUCAUUAUUAUUGGAUCCAAAUACGAUAUCUAGUGGAAUCAAUAUGGCAGCCUCGCCAAGAUCAAUCAUAGGUAGAUUCCUUCAAAGGAUCGUUGUCGCCGCGAAGCUAUUACACUUUGAUGAAAGUAUGCUUGUCUUCCAAUCCUUUUGUCAUUUUCGUGAGUCUUCACGAAGUUACUAUGAGACAUUCAAAAUGGAUGGCUUUGAUCAGUUGGGUACUAAUCAAAGGGCCCAUUCUGUUGGUUCAACGACAGAGGUUAGAAAUCACAUGGACGAUUUCAACAAAACUAGUGAAGACAAUCAGAUCCUUGAUGCAAUGUUGUAUAAAUCACUCAACGACCAAUUGGGUCUGAUCACAAGUACAGCUACGCUCCCCGAGGAAGACGUUGUGGUCACGCCCCAUACAAAAGCAGAACUCGAUUCGUUGAUUGAUGCUCAAAUAAACUUUCUUGAAAGGUAUGGCUCUCCGACUUCCCCAGCGUUGCGAUCUAUAAUGGAACAAUUAGCGUCUCCUUAUCUCGAGUUCUCCACCGUUCAUAGAGGCCACAGCGGCCCUUCGCCCUCUAUUCACUACCUACGAUACCUUGAGCACUUACAUGAGGGUAAUUACCUCGCUGCGUUUGAUUCCCUACAUCAAUAUUUUGAUUACAUGGUGUCACAAGGAUCGAGAUACUUCUAUCAUUUUGCGUUGAUUGCAAGAGCAUCGCUUCAUCAAUGUUUUGGUGAGGAUCAGAAGGCUCUAGACUCUAUUGAAGAGGCCAUUUCUGUUGCUAGAGAAAACAAGGAUAACGGAACUUUGACUUAUGUCUUGUCAUGGCUCUUCAACUUCAUGAAAGAUAAACCAACGUUAUGGGUAAGUCAAACUUCAUUUCAAAAUAAUGGUGAACUGCAACUAUUAGACUUUUUAUCUCGGAAGUCGCAAACUGUGUCAUUGCUGUUAGCAGCUGUAAGUUUUUGCUUUGUUACAGAAAGCUACUUAUCAAAUGGUGAUCCUUCCGAGAAACUAUGCGAAAGCUUAUUCCGAGCCCUAUAUGUUUCAAUCAAUGACGGAACUCCCUCGUUUGUGAAAUGCUCUGAGCUAGCCAGCCUGGUUUGGUGCAAAUUGGGGUACCAUACUUAA
Messenger RNA from Sungouiella intermedia, 1515 nucleotides. Lineage: Eukaryota; Fungi; Ascomycota; Pichiomycetes; Serinales; Metschnikowiaceae. The record is from the annotation of a GenBank genome assembly.